AUAUUAAUUAUUUGAUGAAAGAGAUAAAUGUUGAGUGUUUGGUUAUAUAAUCUUUUUGUUGUUGUGCGAAUUAAAAAGUUAACAGCCUUUUGACAUAAGCAGAGCCUCUUUCAAGUUAGCCUUUGAGAAGACUCUGCUAGGGUUGAACCGUAAGCCCAUUAACUUUUCCCCCACCAUCUACACCAUAGUAAGCAGUUUGCAAUACCUAAUUUGCUCCUUUUUACACCUUUUUUUCCCCUUUAACAAUUUGUUUUUUAUUAAGGUAAAACAAAUCUGUCAUAUUAUGAAAUGACUUUAUGGAAGGAAAACAUAUUUUUGAAGAAAUUCUGUAUAAUUGGUUUUGAUACAAAACAACAUUGUCAAAAACAAUUCUUGAAGACUAUUUUGUUUGCCCUUCCUUAACCUUAGUUAAUUACAAGACUCAGGGUUUUUGAGGCAACCCUGAAGUAAAACCUCUGUACAGAAUUAUCAUUUUCAAACUGUGUACCAAUAAUCAAAUUAUAAUCUGGGUUAACGCAAAGAGAGACCAGCUGUUACCUUGUAAAUUCUCAAAAAAUGAUUUCGAGCUUUUUUUGAAAGAGAUCUUAUGUGGCUGUCAGGCCCUGACAAAUUUAUGCCAUACUAAAUUGGCGACAGAAGUAUAAACACUUUUUAAAAGACAUUUCAGCUAAGCAAGCAAGAGGGCUAGUGAAUAUUUAUCAGCCAGGCCUUGUCAAUGGGAGAAGACAUAUGGAAGCAAUAAUGAAAGAUUUUAAUGUCAUUUGGAGAAAAUAUGCAAUCUCGAGUAGGGAGUUGAUGAGGUAGCAACACAUUACGCAGGUUUCGACCGCGUCUUUCUUGACCGGGCCGCGUCGUCAAGAGACUCUCUGGGGCUCACGAUCUUAACGAGGAUAGACGAUGCCCAUUUACAGGUCCGGUGAGUUUAUUCCAGUGCAUUCAGAGGUAGUCAUAAUCUGCUUUUCUCUUUUACUUGCCUCUUGCCUUUUUAGUAGAUUCAUCUCUCUGAUUAGCAACAUGUCAGGCAUUGGGGCACUUGAGUCCCAGCGCUUAAUGGAAACAAUUAUGCAAAUGCAUAUUUCCAUAUCUGCGCAUCACUGAACGCAAGUUGUUAGUCACCUUUUUUUUCUUCUUUUUUUUCUCUGUGGUUUGCUUUUUUUUUCUUAUCGUGUUCUUUCCUUUCCUUCUUGACUCCCGCCCUUCUCUAUCUCGCUCAUUACUGGGCCAACGUCGCUGUCUUUACACGGCCUCUGAAUUCCAGCGCUGCUAAGUGUACCCAUUGCAAUCACAUGAUAUACCUGAGAUUAGAACUCGAUACCCAGCCUAGUAUAAAACAGUACAAGUUGGUACUCAGGCGGGCCCGGCCAGCCAGGCUGUGCCUUUUUUUCCUUCCCCUAAUGCCUUGCGUAGUUGAUUGUGUAGAUGAGUGGAAGUUGAUCAGUGCUGGGGAGAAACUAUUAGUCAUUCGUGUCCACAUGGGGUUUAAUGACCCUAUGACAUUAGCAAGCCUGAUCAGCCGCCUGCCAACAUUAAUUUCUUGUACCGAGGCUUGUGUAUGCAUUCAUUUACUGGGGUCUCCAGUCAGUGCUUUGUAUGAGUUGAGAGAGAGGGAGAGAAAGUGGAGGCUCUCCAGUUGAAAUUACAGUGGCUUGGUCCAUUUGAGCUGGUGACGGUCUCUGUGUGUGUACUGCACUCUGACAUGCCAGGGGGAAGGAGUUGUUUUACCCUCAAUGGUAACCUGUUGGGAUGAUAAAACCUGUUGGUCCUACAAACAAUAGUCACUACUUGAGUUCCCACAGUCAAUAGCAGAUGGUCACUGGAUGGUCACUCGGCAGCAGCACGGACACAUGUCAGAGUUCAAAGGUCAAUGUCAGGUUCAUUUUACGAACAGUGAUAGUAACAGAGACACACAACGAUUCCCUGCGUGCAUUUGUGGCCGAUCUGUGAUAAGACAAUAAUGGAAAGAAACAAGGUAUAAGAACAGCGCUUUGAUUCCCUCUUCUUCUGAUGCACCAUGACUGCUGUUGAGCAAAACUCCAUGGGUGACAUUGGGGAGUUUCCUGACCCACCGUUACAGGAUCUACCACUAGCUAAAGUAACAAGCAACAUGUUAAAAGAUAAACUCCCUCCGUUUUCAAUGGAGAACUCGCUCUGCAGUGAUCUUCCGACAACAGGACCUGAUCACGCUGCUGCAGCAGUCGGAGACGAGUUGAAAGUAAAUGGCGAUUCCAAUUCCAAAGACAGCGAACCCAAGAGCCAACACGAGAACGGGCCUCGAAAAGAAAAUGGUCCACCUGAAGAUGUGGCUUGUUCAGAGUGCAACGGACAGUUCAACAGUCUGCAGUUGUACAUGGAACAUAGUUGCAAGGCCUCUAAGUUCCCCAAGCAACAACAAAAUGAAAACGUUGAAGACGCUGAAGCAAUCGCAGAGAGUGAUGGAGCUGCGUCAAUCAACGGUGACGAUAGCGAACUGAGCGAUAUCGAGAACUUUGAAGGAGAGAUUGUCUACCGACCCGAUGGGUCUGCUUACCUUAUGGACGGAUCGGAAUUAUCUGAUAGUGAAAGUGCCCAAUGUGGCUCCAAAGAACUAGACACCCUGGGUAGGCAGCCCUUAAAGGACACUGGAAAUAUGUCUGCCUUUCCCGGUAUUGUGAACUCUCUCCAUAUACCCGCCUAUAUGACUAUGGGGAACCUGGCUCCAUUUAACCUGGGCCAGCUUGCAACUCCUAUAGUACAUAGCUUCCGCGUUUACGACGUUAGAACAGGAAAGGGGGAUAAUCAGGAAAGUUCAGAGACUAAAGCCGAUGAGGAAGGACAGCAUUCUGCCAAUGAGAAUGCAAUGGAGGGCCAUGGUAAGCCCAUCCUUAUGUGCUUCUUGUGUAAACUGUCAUUUGGAUUUGCCAAAUCCUUUGUAGCCCACGCAAACAACGAACACAAACUGACUCUGAACGAGGAGGAACGGCAGAUUAUGGCCCGUAAGAGCCAGUCCGCUAUCAUACAGGGUCUCGGCAAAGAGAAAAAUCCCCUGUUGUCAUUCCUUGAAGCCACUGCCAUCAAAUCGCAACCUAGCCAUCUACAAAACUUCAAACACACGCCACCUUCCACUGAUUAUUUGCACUCGAUGUUCUCUUCAGCUGCCUCGUCAGUAAGCUAUGUGUACCCUGUUAAUGUUGCCAUCAGUACUAGCUCACCCCACACAACCAGUGUCGUCACUGCUACCUCAACUCCCAAAAUGCAGCAUAUUCGUGUUGAGGCUGCUGGCAGAGAAGAUGUCGCGGACACUGAAACGGACGGACGGCAUCCACAACAAAAAGAAACAGCCCCUGGUCUUUUGGCUAUUGCCAAAAGUGAAAACCAAUCUUCAGGACCAAAUCAAGACAAAGGUACAUCCUUGGACAAUGACAAAAGUAUUGCAAGAAAGGAUGGCUUAUUGUCAGCUGAGCAAUCUGAAAUAAUCCCUAAGGACCAUUCUUCUCCCGAGAAGUGUAAAGCCAAAAGACACCCUGAUGGAUUUUUGGCACAGGACAGUCACAAACUGUCGGUCGAGCUAAACGCUUCCAGAUCACCAGCUGCAGACAACGGGACUUCUGGCAGUCACAAUUUUUCAACCAAUUUUCUGCUUGAGCCAGGGAAACCAGUGGUGAGGUACAGCCCAAGCCCAAGUGCCAGUUCAAAUUGUCAGACACCCCACCCACAAGAGGCUGAAUCUCCUGAUCCAUCGAGCCUUGCUGAAGAAAACCUUCCCGAUGGGAGCCCAUCCCCCAGACCAAGCAGUCGAGACACCUGUACUCCCUCUGAUUGCUGUUCUUCCAGUGGACGGAAUUCUAGCAGUGUGGAAUGCCCAAAGUGUGACAUGGUCCUGGGCUCUUCACGUUCACUAGGCGGGCAUAUGACCAUGAUGCACUCGCGCAACUCCUGCAAGACACUUAAAUGCCCCAAAUGCAACUGGCACUACAAGUAUCAGCAAACGCUAGAGGCUCAUAUGAAAGAGAAGCAUCCAGAGAGUGAAUCCAAAUGUCCUUACUGCGAGACCAACCAAACCCAUCCUCGUCUAUCCAGAGGUGAAACCUACACCUGUGGAUACAAGCCAUACCGCUGCGAUAUCUGUAACUAUUCCACCACCACCAAGGGCAAUCUAAGUAUUCACAUGCAAUCUGAUAAGCAUUUAAACAACGUACAAGAGCUACAAAACGGCAGUGACCAAUUAUUCAUGCACACUAGCAAGGUGGGUAAUGAGCUACCCCCUUCAUUAUCGUCUACGUCGUCAACGAAAACUAAGCCUAAGCACACCUGGCGAUGCGAUGUGUGUGAUUAUGAGACCAACGUGGCUCGCAAUUUGCGCAUCCACAUGACGAGUGAGAAGCACAUCCACAACAUGAUGGCAAUCCAGCAGAACGUCAGCCAGAUGCAGCGAGAGAUGCAGACCAACCUGACUGGCUUUCAACCUGAGGAAUCCAUGUAUAUGUACAUGGCCCAGAAUAUGCUCCCCAUUGUCGCCCAGGGACCAGAAGGUAUGGAUAUGCAGAGCAUGAUGAAUUACAACUACGAUCCAGUUGCAUAUGCGGCCAUGGUCGGAAACAUGGCCUUGGGCGUUGCUCCUACUCCUGACCAGCAGGCCAGACCAGUUCAUGAAGAUCAAACCGCAGUUGUAACUACAGAUGACAUGCAGAACAACGAACCUCUGCGGUUGUACCAGUGCUCAGUGUGCAACAAGUUUAGCACAGAUUGUCUGGGUACACUACAGCAACACAUCUCUAAGGAUCGAAGUGAACCCAACGAGGAGCUGUGGCGUAUCGUGAUCGGUGAUGUCCAGCAGUGUGCAUUAUGCAACUACACCACUCAGGUGAAGGCCAAUUUCCAGCUUCACAUGAAGACCGAUAAGCACCAGCAGAAACUGCAACUGUUCAACCACAUCAGGGAAGGCGGCAAGCAAAAUGAGUGGCGUCUGAAGUACAUGAAUGUUGGCAACCCAAUUCAGUUACGCUGUAACGCCUGCGAUUACUACACCUACAGCACCGACAAGCUUCACACACACACCCACAGCAGUAACUACCGCCAUGAGACAAGCAUGAAGCUCUUCCGUCACCUUCAGAAAAUCAACAUUACUAUCAACCCUGAGACACGCACCUUCCACUGCCCUCUAUGUAACUACUCCACCAAGGCCAAACUUAAUUUGAUACAACAUGUCCAAUCCUUGCAGCACAUUAAGAGUGAGGAGAAACUCAACAAAGCCUCACCCAAGGAAGGGAUGACAGCUGAUGGUGCAUUAGACCUGUCCAGAAAAGACAGACCAUCACCAACUUCUACUGCAUCUACCCCCAGGGACCAAGAUAAAGAACCCGGUGAACCUGAAGCCAAACGUCCAAAGUUACCCCAGGAGAGUUUUACGACUGGAAGGCAAAGAGGGGAGUCUCGCAGCAACCCAACCACCACACAAAUAUUUUCCUGCCCGUAUUGCAAAUACAGCAGCAUUGACCAGCAACGUAUAUCUGCUCAUGUGGUGUCCCAGCACAGCAUUAAACCCCAGCCCAUCUUGCGCUGCCCUCUUUGUCAGGAAGUUUGUACCAAUAAGAUUAACUUAGAGGUACAUCUCAUGGAUGCUCAUAGUGUCUCCAGAGAAUGUAUGCAGCGGCUUAUGAUGACCAGUGAAUGGGUGAUGCCAACAGCUACCAAUCCUCCAGCUACACCGCCAUUCAUUCAAGGAACCAACCCUGCAAUGGAGGCAUUGGCCCAGGCAGGUCUUAAACCCCCACCAGCUGAAUCCCCGGCACCUUCUUUUUUUGAAUCAGCUAAAAUGGAAGCACAUGAGAAACCAAGAGAUUCUCCAGGUCCCUCAAGUGACACAGAAAGCACUGAUUUAUAUCGUUGCCAAAAGUGUCAUCUUGUUUUUGCAAAUAUCGAUCAGCUCUACUCUCAUCAGGACCAAAGUUGUCCCCUCACUGAGCAAGACACUCCAGGUGGACCAGGAUUUCUAUGUUGGAAGAAAGGUUGCAACCAAUACUUCAAGACAGCUUCUGCUCUUCAGAUGCAUUUUAAAGAGAUCCAUGCUAAGCGUCAACAGUCGACCAGCUCGGAACGUCAUAUGUAUAAGUUCCGCUGCAAUCAGUGCAGCUUGGCAUUCAAGACGGAAGAGAAGCUCACCAACCACAUGCAGUAUCAUCUACUACGUGCAGCUACCAAGUGUCCAGUUUGCCAGCGAAUGUUUCGAUCAGUCCCUGCCUUGCAAAACCACAUUGAGACAGCCCAUCAGGAUCUGAGCAGCAGUGAGCUACUCCAGUACUACAACUCUGUAUCCAAUGGGGACUUGGUUUCGCUACCUAAAUCGGUUGAUGACUCUCCAAAUUGCGAUGACGUUCUCAAUGAAGGUGAUCAGAACAACCAGUUUGAUCAAUCUCAGUUUGAAGGCCAGUUGGAAGCUGAAUCUGUAGAUGGUACCAUUGACAGCUCAGAUGCAGGUAGAGAUGACCCCAGCCGGCAGGUGGAAACGCCAAAUAGUCAGGAAGUUGAUAGUCUCUCAGAAGAUGGAAGUCAAGAUGAAUCUAAAUACAUCGAUGAUGGAACUUAUGCAGAUCCUAGCCGCAAAUACAAAUGCCAUCGAUGUCGUUUGGGAUUUAUGCGCCAGAGUGAGCUGAGUAGUCAUAACAAAACAAUGAUGCAUCGCAAAGGGGAUCGCAGUCUGACUGCUUUCCAACUUCAGAGGUACUGGGACCCCAACCGACCCUAUAAAUGUGAUGUCUGCAAAGAAUCCUUCACCCAGAAGAAUAUCUUGCUUGUCCAUUACAACUCUGUCUCUCAUUUACAUAAACUGAAGCAGAGCCUGAAUGAACCCACCGAGCCAGAUACAUCAGCAGAUACCAGUGAUGGUAAGCCAUAUCGCUGCAAUUUGUGCAAAGUUGCUUACAGCCAAGCCACAACAUUGGAGACACACAUGCGCUCUGUGCUUCAUCAGAGCCGAGCAGCCAAACAAGAGCUUCAAGGAACCAGUGCUGAACGUGAAGAAUCUACACUGGACCAGACAAGAGGUGCAACCGAGAAUGGUGAUCUUGUAUCUCCUAAACCAUCAGGGAUGUCUACUCCAUCACAGCAGGCACAAGAACUGCAGUCACAGCAGCUGCAACAGGCCCAACAAAUGCAGUUACAGAUGCAGCAGAUUCAACUUCACCAGCUGCAGCAAUUGCAGCAGGCACAAUUGCAGCACUUCCUUCAACAGCAAGGAAUUAGUCAGCUCCAUUCAGAAGCCGCCCAGCAGCUCCAGGCAGAACUAGCUCUUGCAACGCUAGCUGGUUUUCCCCCAGGAAUGAUGCUACAACCUGGUCAGAUGCUUCCUCAACCGAGUGUCUUCAGUUGUAACAAAUGUUCAUCAGUCUUUGUGAGCCAAGAGGCCCUUGUUCAACAUCAGCUUACACAAUGUGGAAACUCUCCUUCAUCAGAGAACGCUACCACACCAGCCACACCACCAGCAACCCCAAAGCAGAGCAUCCCUGAGAUUUCAAACAGUCAGCAACCACGUCGUAUUCGAACCUCUCAAGUCCAAAGAAAGCUCUUGGAAAGCUAUGGAUUUGACCUUGUUCAACAGUUCAAUGAGUUUGCUCAGGGUUUACCAGCCAGUAUUGCUCAAGAGGACAAGUUCUACUGCAGCGAUUGCUCCAAAGAGUUUUCAAGUAUUUUUGUCUACAAAGCCCAUUUAGAAGAGCUUCACAAGAAGGUGCUAACCAUUAAGGAGAUCGAGAUGUACUCGCAGAAGUUUAAAGAGGAGCUUAUUGAGAGCAGUCUUGAAGAGGAGAGAGAAAGGAUCGAAAGUGAGAAAGCUGUCAAGGAGGAACAACCUGAACAGAAUGGGGAAGUCAAAGAAGAACCCGGAUCUGAUGCACUAUCUCAGGUGCCGUUAACUGAGGAGCAGUAUGCUACAGCUCAGCUUGCUGCAGUGCAGUAUCUACAGCAAGCACACCAGCAAGGCCAGAUAUCUGCUGCCCAGGCCAUGCCUCCCCCACCUCCUCCACAAAUGCUGCUGUCAAAUACAUUUCCGCUCUCAAUGAUGCAGCCCAUGCAGACUCUGUCUGGCAUGCAAAACUUCAACAUGGUGCAAGGAAUGAACUCGGUACAGGCCACCAUGCCUGCUAUGCAGGCCGUUCAAUAUGUGGAUCCCAACUACAUGCAGAAGUCUCCAAAGCGGGCUCGCACACGAAUUACCGAUGACCAGUUGAAAAUUCUAAGAGCCUACUUUGACAUUAACAAUUCUCCCACGGAAGAGCAGAUUGCAGAGAUGUCCCAGAAGUCUGGUUUGCCACAUAAAGUUAUCAAGCACUGGUUUAGAAAUACUUUAUUUAAAGAGCGACAGAGAAACAAAGAUUCUCCUUACAACUUCAACAACCCACCCACCACCACACUUCAAGAUGCAGAGAAGUCAGCUCAAGCAAAGGCCAAGCAAGAAGUGGCAGCUGCCCAGGCAGCUGCUUUAGCAGCAGAGCAGGCAGCAGCAGCCUGUGCAGCAGCUGCUGCGGCUGCUGCUGCAGAUGCACGACAUUUGUCACCAUCACCCAUUUCAUCCAUCAGUGGUUCUGGCAGCAGAAAAAGGAGCAAAGCGGGAAGCAGUUUUUUAGCCGAUGGUGCCUCCCCUUGUCUGUCACUACCUUUAUCAUCUACAAUGCCUAUGAUGGCCUUGCCGCCAGCACCCAUGGCGUCAGCCUCUGCCUCGUUGCCUGUUUGUACAGCCAUUCUCAGUGCUCCUCCUAUUCCUGCACUAUCGGUCUCUCCAAAACCAGAAUCAAAACCUGAGAAAAAAGAGAGUGUGAAAUCUGAGACCGUUCCUGAGAAGAGUCCUUUUCUACCCGAUUGGUCUCAGCCUAAAUCACAAUCACCACCACCACCCAUUGAGGAAGCCCCACCUACACUGAAAAGCAAGCCGAGUGACAUGGAUGUUUUCAGCAAGUCAGAAGAGUCCUUACUUAAGCCCCCUGUCAAACGAGAGCGAGAAAGUGUUGCAAGUGUAAGUUCAGUAAACAGUGUCUUCACAUCAGACCCACAGGGAGUCAAUGUUUUUAGAUCAUCAGCCCUUACAUCUUCACCUACUACGCCUACCUCAACCCACUCUGAGCUGGGCUCCCCAAUACUUUCACCGAUUUCUCCAGCAACCCAUGGGAUGCCGUCUGCCACCUCCCCAACAGUGAGUUGCAGUGGUUCAGGAUCCAAGCGGUCAGGUCGCACACGCUUCACAGAUUAUCAGGUCAAAGUCUUACAGGAGUUUUUCGAGAAUAAUGCCUACCCCAAGGAUGAUGACCUGGAUAACAUGUCCCGCCUGUUAAACCUCAGUCCUCGUGUGAUUGUAGUUUGGUUUCAAAAUGCCAGACAGAAAGCACGGAAGAUAUUUGAGAACCAACCUCUGAUUGACAGCGGGGAUUCUGAAGGUGAGUGUAGCAACCGCUACAAGCGUACCCCCGGUAUGAACUACCAGUGCAGCAAGUGCUUGUUGGUAUUCCAGAGAUUCUAUGAGUUGAUCAGACAUCAGAAACUCCACUGUUACAAAGAAGAUGAAGGUAGCAAUCAUUCAUCUCAAGUCAGUCCAAGUGGUGGUCCUCCCUGUACUUCGCCAAUUGCUAAGAGCACAGCCAGCAGCACUAGCAGUGUCACCUCUGACACUGUGUUCACCAAGUCCGAGGAGAGGAAUCCCAAGUCCGAGGCUGAACCUAAGGCUGAAUCCAAAUCUUCCAGUUCGACCCAGGACGGUCAGGGUCCAGUGGUGCAUUAUCAGUGUGAGAAAUGCAGUUUGGUCUUCCCGCAUUUUGACCAAUGGAGGGAUCAUCAGCAGGUACAUAUGAUGAAUAUGGGCCUAUUUGGGAGCUAUCUUCCCCAGCAGAUGCCAUACAACAUGAUGUAUCUCUCCUACCCAGAAAGCAUGAAUGGUGUAACUCCAGAACAGUAUCUGAAUUACUUGAGUAACAAGAAGCAGAAUGAGUCACCAACUAAGAGGAAGUUCUCUGAAACGAGUGAUGAAUUAUUGGGGCCAUCAACCUCUGAAAAUUCUGCUGAUAACGGGGAGCAGCCAAAGGACAAGCGACUACGGACCACUAUAUCUCCAGCUCAACUUGAUGUAUUGUAUGCAAAGUACCGUGAGGACAGCAACCCUACUCGCAGGAUGCUUGACAUGAUAUCCAAAGAAGUCGGGCUGAAGAAAAGAGUUGUUCAGGUUUGGUUCCAGAACACACGUGCUAGAGAGCGGAAGGGACAGUUUCGUCUCUCUGGGUUGAACCAGAUGUGCAAGUGUCCAUUCUGCAGGGCCCUGUUCAAAUCCAAGUCAGCUCUCGAAGCCCAUAUCAGAACCCGUCACUUUGACCAACAGGUUACCAACAGUCAGAUGGAAGCCAUCCUAGCUCAGAUGCCCGAGUGUGAUGAAAGCGGAAUGAUGAGCCCUCAGUUCGACAGCUCAACAGGCAACAUGUUCUCAAUAAGUCCCAGCCUCUCUCAGGACGGAGACCAUGCUGUCAAUUUGUCUUCCACCCACAAACUGCGUCGUAAGGGUGAAGAAUUGAUCAUUAUUUCAGAUGAUAGCAGUAGCCAAGAUGGAGUCGAGAACCCCAAUGAGUCUGGAAAUUCUGAUGAGGUGGGAUUAAAGCAAAGAUCAAGAAAUGACAGCGGACGAGAUUCUGAAGGGAACAGAAGGGAGAUGUCUAAACAGUGGGAAGGGUUACAGUCACGGAGCGGCAGUGAUUCCUCCCAGCUUCAGAUGGAUGAAGAAAACAAGGAAUCUGAAAUGCUCUCACCCAGCAGCAGCAUGGUUGGUGAAGAUUUCUACGAAAACACACUGUCUGAAGCAGGUUCCAUGGAUCGAAGUGAGGACUCCUACAGUAAUCUGGAUGAGGCAGAAAGAAUGAGGAUACGUGAGGCCAAUAAAAGGUAUCGCACCCAAAUGAGUCAACUUCAACUGAAGGUGCUGAAACACUGCUUUAAUGACUACCGCACUCCGACCAUGCAUGAAUGUGAACUGCUUGGCCAGGAGGUUGGACUACCUAAGCGUGUAGUGCAGGUGUGGUUCCAGAAUGCAAGAGCAAAAGACAAGAAAUGCAAAACUACUGUGACCAAACAGUUUGGGAUGAUUGGCACUUCGUCUGACGGUCUACCGGAAUCGUGCAAGCUGUGCAAUGUCACCUACUCCAUGUCUUUGUCAGUGAGAGAUCACGUCUUUACUGAGAUGCACAUUCGGAGUGUGAAAAAGUUCAUCAACAAUGAGAUAGAGAAGGACUCUGAGGAUAGUGCCAGAUUCUUGUCACUUCAACAAAAGGUGCAUGGUUCCCCCUCUCAGCAGCAGCAGCAGCAGCAGCAACAACAACAACAACAACAACAGCAGCAGCAGCAACAGGAACAGCAGCAAGCUCUUGCAGCCAGCCAAGCAUUUUUGCCUGGAGCUACCCACCCAAUGAUGCAAGGAGCAGGAGGUGUUAAUCCAGUCGCUGCUGCAGCUCAAAUACAAGCAAUUCAAGCUAUGCAUGCCGCUCAGAUGAUCUCACCUCAGAUGGCUUCACAACAGAUUGCCGCAGUAGCUGCUGCUGCUGGAAUGCUUCCUGGAGGAUCUCCUCCUGCAGCACCUGGCAAACAAGAAGGACGAAAGGAAGGAGGAGUCAAGCAGGAACCCAAAGAUGAGGAGCAGGCAGCCCAGCAAGCUGCAGCAGCCCAGCAGCAGGCAGCUGCAGCUAUGCAAAUCGCUCAGCAGCUCAACGCGCCAGGUUCUCGCACAGACCAAGCUCUGAUGUCUUACCUGUAUGGCGGGGUACCCCCAUAUUACUCCCAAAUGCCCAUGAUGUAUCCAUUUUAUCCCGGUGGGCAGGAAGCAGCAAUGAUGGCUGCCUAUGAGCAAUCCAUGCAAGCUGCAGGGAUGUUCCCACAGAUGGCUCAGAUGUAUGGAGCAAAUCCCCUGGCUGCAGCAGCACAGCUACAGUCCAAAACCCCAGAGUCCACCACGCCCAAACCGAGUACCAGUAAAGAACAGCGGGAAUCCUCCUCCUUCCCUGGGGAUAGGGACCGUCUCAUCCUCAGGCCCAAAUCCUCUACCAAUCGCUACCUCUGCAAGAAGUGUGAGAAGGUCUUCACAGACCGAGAUUCUGUGACGUCCCAUCAGGUGACCGCCUGUUAUCCAGGUCAGGUGGUGAAUACAGAGGAGACUGUAGAGAAGCUUCCAUCAAACCGGUUCUUGUGCCAGGCCUGCCCACGGGAGGCUCUCAUCACAGAGGAAGACGUUAACAAACAUCUACAGUCAUCAGGCCAUGAGAGGAAUGCUGCACUGCGACGUAGCAGUAGCAGUAGCUCCAAGAAAAGCUCUAAACAUCAUCGGCAUCAUCAUCAAAGUAAGCACUGAGUGCUCAACAAAUUAUUCAACCCACCAAAAACAAAAGCAUUAAAGUCAAACAAAUUAGCAUAACUGACCUAAAAAUCUGAUAUUUUUCCUGCCUGCUGGGAACGGAAUGACACUAUAAGGGGCCUUAUGGUUUUGAUUAUUAAGACCCAAGUGUGGGGUACAAAGUUAUGUGCACAAAAUGACAUGAUGCUCAGAUAACACUUUUGGCGGGGCAAAUUUGCACAAUGAACCAAUGAAAUUGUCUCAAAGAAUUUUUUUAGACAUUAACAUUUUGCAGUCUUGACGAGCUGCCUUUUGUACAGUAAAUUAUUAUGGACCAACGAGAGAUUUAAUACAUGAAAUAGGUGCCCUCCUUUGUUUGUUUAAAGGUUUUUUUUUCAUAUCGUCUUAAACGAAGGAAUUACUGUAAUGCAGACUACUGAUAUAUUAUGCAUUGUUGAUGAACUUCUUGGGUUGGUUUGAUUAGGGGGGGGGGGGGUAUUUUUGAUUGAUUGAUUUAUUUAUUAUAUUUUUUUAGAAGGGGAGAAGAUAACAGUAAGACAACUCAGAUUGUAGUCUUCGCUCGCAGUUUGUAAAUAAGCCAUAAUAGGAGAGUGAUAUUAACUGUAGUUUGAUUGUGACUGGGUUGCGUUGUGGUAACGUUGGUGCAUGUAGUUGGUUAAAGAUGGAUUCCUUAUCCCAUCGGGGUAGAUGUAGACGAGGAGGGUUUGAAAUUUCGUUUUUUUACAUCCAGUAGGAAUACCAGGGUAUUACAAAAGAGAAUCGGUUCAGUUUGGAACUUAAUUUCUGUGAUUUGGCUUUUACUCACUGCGUCUUGCAGGUUCCUUUGUGAAACAGUGCUAUGGUCAGAUCCAGAACUUAAGAUCUUUAAAAAAACCUUGGAAGCUGAGAAAAAAAAACUUUGUUUGUGUGUUGAUUCUGCGAAAUAGAAUAAACACUACUGGAACAGGUUUAUUGAAAACAUUUUUAAAGUGUCUGAUAACUUGGUUGAUGGAAUGGGUAGGAUUUUGUUUUA
This is a messenger RNA of Asterias rubens (European starfish), 13358 nucleotides long. Its product is annotated as zinc finger homeobox protein 3-like. The record is from RefSeq and is a predicted model, not a curated record. Lineage: Eukaryota; Metazoa; Echinodermata; Asteroidea; Forcipulatida; Asteriidae. The coding region runs from base 2012 to 12343 and encodes 3443 amino acids. The transcript is spliced from 3 exons. Gene Ontology annotation, cellular component: nucleus. Gene Ontology annotation, molecular function: zinc ion binding; RNA polymerase II cis-regulatory region sequence-specific DNA binding; DNA-binding transcription factor activity, RNA polymerase II-specific. Gene Ontology annotation, biological process: regulation of transcription by RNA polymerase II.